This is a messenger RNA of Ruditapes philippinarum (Manila clam), 3370 nucleotides long. RefSeq names its product calmodulin-A-like. Lineage: Eukaryota; Metazoa; Mollusca; Bivalvia; Venerida; Veneridae. The transcript is spliced from 5 exons. Gene Ontology annotation, cellular component: myosin II complex. The record is from RefSeq and is a predicted model, not a curated record. Gene Ontology annotation, molecular function: calcium ion binding. The coding region runs from base 1666 to 2187 and encodes 173 amino acids.
GGAGCGCAGUAACAUUAACCGACUCUAUUAAACUGAUUCUUCAAUUGUCAUCUAUCAAUUCUUGUUUCAUCUCCCUUCUCAUUAAAACGGCAGUGUGUUUUAUUACAAGUAGGCUAUAAACAAAACUAGUUGCUAUAAACAAAACUAGUGUCAUACAAGGAAGCUCUCCUGUGGGUGGUUCUAAACAAGAGCCAUUGUUUGUGCAUGAAGUAAUGCACAGAGGGGUUACCGAGAUCUUCUUCCACCAUUUAAGCUGCUUAACAAUUUUUAAUAUUUAUUUUAUUAUCCCUAUAUCUGUAGGAAUAGAAACUACCAGCAUAGAGACAGGCCAUUCUGAACUUUCGGGCAGUCUGACCAGGCUACAUUCUGUUUGUAGCUCAGUAUUUUUGUUUUUUCCGACAUUAAAACCCCUUAAAUAUUGAAUGGACUGUUCCAAAUUCAAAGUGAGGCAGAAUCUAUUACACAAAUUUAAGAAGAUUAAUGGAACCGUCUGCUUGUAAAACAAUUUGAUUUUACAAAAUGUACAUCAAUAAAGUGUAUUUGUAUUUCAAUGACUCGUGUACAAAUAAAGGGAGACUAAUACAAUUUAGGUCUUAUUACGCGCAUGUUUCGGCUGCAAAUGUACAGUAUUGCCGUGAUUUUUUUAUACUGAUUGGUGUGUAAUAUUUUGCAAUCAAACAACAAAAUUACACAUUUUUUAAAGAAAGAGAUAACACGUACAUCCUGUAAUUGUCGUUUGAAACAAAUUACAUAUAUAGAAUGUUAUGCUGUUUGAAUUUAAGUUAAAAAUUAACGUUAAUAAUGUUUCAUUUAGGGGAUUGAAAUAAAUAAUAUAUGUUUAUAUGGAAUGCAAUGUCAUUUGAAUGAAAAUGUAUGUUUUGUUCAAAAUAAUGAACGCUAAUAUGAAUAUUAAAUAUGAAAAUGGAAUGGCAUGCGGUUUGAAGUUAAAGUAAAUAACCUACAUGUAUGUCUAAUGCGAAAUCUAUAUUAAAGCCUUUUUUUCAUACAGGCAUUUUGGAAUGAUUUUUUUUUUCUAAAUUAAAACAAUUAUUUUAUUAUCUACAUGCUGGAGAUUUAUAGCUUUAUCAGCACUUCAAAAUAAAUGAUAUUUCAUUAUAAAUAUUAUAGAUGUAUACAGAGCAAUGCUUUGUCGAUUGAAUAAAAGUAAAUAAUAUUUAAUGAAACGAAUUUUUGAGUGUUGAAUUCAAUACAUGUAUUAUAUUUAAGGGAAGUGGUGGCCUAGUGGUUAAGGUGAUGAAUUACUGCAUUACAGCGUCAUGUUUUAAUCCGCGGGAAGAAAAUAGAUCCCACUUCAGACGUCGCUCCAUUAAGUUACAUUCAAACCAUGUAUUGAAUCUUUUUAUAAGUUAACAUUUUAAACUAUUAAAGGAUAUGAAUAAAUAAGGGAUUAGUUGUAUAUGAACAUAGCUGGAGAAUAUACAUAUAAAUAUAUUAUAUAUAAAAUCGGUCUCAAUAAUGUUAUAAAAAGGAUUUUUAAUCCGGUACUUACAAAAUGAGUUUAUAAAAAAAGUUAACUGUAAACAUAAUAUUAUACAUGUUUUUACUAAUCUGAAUUUCUUUUUUCUUCUUCUUGAAUGGGAUUUGUUACUAGAUGGAUUGCAUGUUUUGAAAUUCGAGUAAAAGGAUUUAACCAUUGAAUAAAACAUGAGUGACGACGAACUACGCCCGGAACAAUUUCUUGAGUUGCGAGAAAAAGAAGUGUUCGAUUUAUUUGACAAAAAUGGCGACGGUUUUAUCACUCAGAAUGAGUUAGGAAACGUGCUACGGUGUAUAGGAUAUAAUCCGACGGGUGCUGAGGUGGAAGACAUAUUAAAAAAGUUUGAUUCCGAUCAUAACGACAAAAUUACGUAUGAUGAGUAUGUUGAUAUGUUAAAGAAACAUUUAAAAGACCCUAGUGCGUUUGAUGUCGAGUUACGAGAAGCUUUCAAAAUGUUUGACAGAGACGGGACCGGUGAUUUAGAUUUUAAAGAACUCCGGAAAGCUUUGAUGUAUUUUGGGGAGCCGUUAACGGCCGAGGAGACCAACCAGUUGUUUAAAAUGAUGGACGCUGAUGGAGACAAGCAAGUUGAUGUUGAAGAAUUUGUGAAGUUUAUGCUCAAGGGGUAUGACGAAAUCAAGAAAGUGGAAGAAUGCUCACAGGUCCAAAUGUCAUCAUCCAAAAAAUGAUUUGAGUUAGAAACUGUUUUCGUGAUUUAAUGCCAUAUCAUAUUUAUUUAUUAAAGUUAUUUAUAAUAAUUUAUCUUUUAUAAAGUAUGUGUUUAUAUUUGUAAAUUAGUAUACAACUGAAAUGUUGUGAAGUAGAGAGUUGUACAGCGGAGUAGCGUAUAUAUAAACGUUUAUUUAUUGCCGACAUAUACAGUUUGCAGUGAAACAAGGCAUGUUAUGGUCAAGCGCACGUUGGGGUCCAACUGCAAAGUUUAUAUAGCUUACUUUAAUUAAGGACACAAAUAACGGAUAUUAAACCAUACAAUAAUUAUGUUAGCAUCGACGGUAUCCUGGUGAUUCAUGUGAUAUUCAUAGCAACCAUCUGCUCGUACUAUCAUCUCCUUAUGCUGUAAAUACAUCAGAAAAUUGGGAAACAAAUGUAAAAUGUUUGUCUUUAAAUAAAAUUUAUCAGGAAUUGUAACUUUUGUCCAUAAAUUUAGCAGAACUUGUAAAGCGAAUGUAAAACAUUUGUCUAUAAAUUUAUCAGAAGUUGUAAAACGAAUGUAAAACUUAUAGUAAAUCUUUAAUGGUAUAUCAAACUUACACAGAUGUUCAAGUUCUUUGGAUACUUUGAAACACGGAUGUAAUCAAAUAUAUUAAUCUGAGCAGUUUAUUGCUUGUCCAUUCAACAGGAAACCAGGAUGUGGACUGUGGGAAUACUGGGACGUCCCAUCUCACCAAGGUCAAACACCACUAUAUAUCGGUUAGGUCAGUGACCACCACACUCCUCCCCGCCCUAUUUGAAAAGGCUGGCUGCCAGAUUAGACCUUUCUAGUAUCUAAUCCAGAAAUCAAUACGAGCCUAUUGAAUGACUUCCUGGAUCCUUACCAGUACUGGUACUGUACCAUGCUCAAGUACAUGUACCAAAUAGGUGAUUAUCUUUAACCAAUCACCUGAGCAGCUCAGCUAUGAUUUGAUCAGCUGAGCAGCCCCACAAAGGCUUACUCAAUCACCUGAGCAGCCCACUAUGCAGAAUUCUACGACUCACUCAAUCACCUGAGCAGCCCAUUGUAGAAUUUAUUAGAAUGAAUUGUCACCAGGAGCACCCAGAGAAGAAUUUACCAACAUUAGUCUCUAACAAUCACCGACAAACAUAGAAACCUCCUUCUAAUUGAUUCACUGAAGACUUAUCUCUUACUACUGU